AUGCCGCCGCCAGCUGCACCACCGGCGGCCGCGCCUGCCCCGAGAGUCACGGAAGAGGAGGCGAACAAGAUCCAGGCCCAGCUGCUCAAGGCCGAAAUGAUGGGCGACGAGGACCGGAUACGCGAACUCAAGGGCAAGCUCGCGCAGCUGCGCGAGGCUCAGAAGGUGGUCGUGCUCUCAGGCCUGGACCAACACGGCAGACCAGUGAACCUCCCGGUGUCGACCAACGUGGACGAGGCCCGACGCAUGAUGGCUGCCGAACGGGAGCAGGACGCGAGGUCGGGCAACCUCGACUGGGCUCGUUCCCUUGCACGCCACCAGGCCUACAGCGACGAGGACUUCGGCGAGGUCCACUUCGACCAGGAGGGAAGGAGCAAGAAGCGCCGACGUACCGGGGUGCCCGAGCGAUCGGAAGAGGAUAUGCGCCGCUCUCGGGCUAUCGCUGGCGAAGCGCAGGAUCAGCGAAUGCGGGAGAGCUGCACGUUCUGCCUGGACGAAGGCAAGCGGGUGGGCAAGCACCUGCUGCUCUCUGUCGGCGAGAAGUCCUACGUGUGCCUGCCGCACCGCGGUGCCCUGGUGCCCGAUCACUGCCUCAUCGUGCCGCUCGGCCACGCGGGAGCGAGCACGGCGUUGGAGACCGACGUCUAUCGGGAGAUUGUCGAUUUCCAGCGGGCGCUCGUGCGCAUGUAUGACCAGCAGGGCAAGGCCGCCAUAUUCUUUGAGACUGCUGCCAUUGGCAAGAGGGCCAAGCACAUGGUGAUCCACUGCGUUCCGAUGCCCAAGCGCGACGCUGCAGUCGCCCCGGGCUACUUCAAGAAGACCCUCUCCGACACCGGAAGCGAGUGGGGCCAACACCGCAAGAUCAUCGAUACGACGGGCAAGGGCGUGCGGCGGGCCAUCCCGAAGGAGUUCCCCUACUUCCACGUCCAGUUUCCCGACGGCACCUCGUUCGGCCACGUCAUCGAAGACGUCAAGGGCUUCCCCAAGGACCUGGGCAAGGAGGUGAUCGCGGGCAUUCUGGAGCUGGAGCCCGAGGCGGUCCGCGGCGCCCACGAGAGCUACGAGGCGCAGCGCAGCCGUGCCCAGGCCUUCCAGCGCACCUGGCGACCCUACGACCCCACCCGAGCCCAACGCGCCCCCACCACACCCGUCUCCUCCGCUUCUUCCUCUUCUACAAGCAGCAGUGGUCAGCCGCCGGCGUGA
Molecule: messenger RNA, 1203 nt
Organism: Acanthamoeba castellanii str. Neff
Lineage: Eukaryota; Discosea; Longamoebia; Acanthamoebidae
Exons: 7
Coding region: 1-1203 (400 amino acids)
Biological process (GO): mRNA splicing, via spliceosome
Cellular component (GO): post-mRNA release spliceosomal complex
Source: RefSeq, a predicted model, not a curated record